Molecule: messenger RNA, 2145 nt
Organism: Talaromyces amestolkiae
Lineage: Eukaryota; Fungi; Ascomycota; Eurotiomycetes; Eurotiales; Trichocomaceae
Exons: 3
Coding region: 1-2145 (714 amino acids)
Molecular function (GO): protein binding
Source: RefSeq, a predicted model, not a curated record
AUGAUGGCCAGCCCAGUCGGUGACACCUUGGUCCGUCCUUCUUCGAUAUCCCCUCCGCCGCCGGUAUACCUACGAGCAUCGCCUCCGCCGCAGCCACCUUCAUACGACCCUCCAGCCAUUCCUGGCCAUGAGAAUGUAGGAGAGCAAUCUGCUACUUACGAAAUACGCAAGAAAUCGCCCCCGGUGUCUGCUUUAAACAUCAACCAUGAAGCACACAUCCAACGUUCUCCGCAGUCUCCCGUGCAUAUCGACGGCUCCGCGUUUGAUCCCCAGGGCUUUAGCGCUGUGAUUGAAGGCUCCAGCUAUGACCUGGACUCGCGUUUUUCCACAAUAAACCUUUCGGAUCCGGCGCCAGCUUCGACAACGAGAUCUACUUUGCCACCUCGAGUUGAUUCCAUACCUGCAGCAUCUGCGCAGACUAUAGCUGAUCGUCAUACUUCCGCCAGCACCGGAUCGUGGUCAUUAGUCGGUAAUGAGAAGGAGGACGGAUCGAAACAGGCACCUGCCGACCAGCAAGGAGUUGCACAAACCUAUCAUAAUUCCAAUUCGUCAGAGGCCAGUUUAUCGAGCUCACAGCAAAUGGACUACCAACCUCUACAGUAUCACCAUCGACCUCUCCGUGACUCUCCCACCGGACGACACUCUGGCUCGUCGUCUACAGAGUAUCUUCCUCAGACGAAUCAACUACUCUCCCCGCGACAGGGAGCUUUCGGAACCUCACGCCCAAUGUCUGUUUAUUCUUCUACAUCCGACCUUCGAGCUCGCUCGCCACACGGUCGUAAUGUGUCUGGUCAUUCACCAGAUUCCCGCCCCAAAUCAACAUAUGUCGAGUUGUUGAACACGCCGUAUCCACAACAAGUGCCAUCGCCAGCCACCAAGGACAAUGAUCACUUGCGAAUGCUGCUUGGGAAUAACAUCUCGUUGUUAAGUCAGAAGCAAACAUUUGAGAUGUACCUCGCGAAUGUCAAAAAAACCAACGAUCCAGCCGUGCAAUAUGAGUUUGCGGUGUUUAUGAUCAGUGCCAUUCAAGAAUUGUACACCGAUGAAGAUGGUAUUACACCAGUUUCAGUGGACAAACAGAAAGAUGCGCCUGACGUUACGAAAUCCCGCUUACUACUCGAGGCAAAGGCAAUUUUACAGAGGCUUGCAGAUCGCAGUUACCCUUUUGCGCAGUAUUAUCUUGGAGAUGGAUUCUCAUCUGGCCUUUUCAGUAAAGGCAAACAGGACUACGACCGGGCACUGCCUUUAUUUGUGGCUGCGAGUAAACAUGGUCACGCCGAAGCCUCAUACCGGGCUGGGCUAUGUAACGAGUUUGGUUGGGGUUGCAGAACCGACGGACCUAAAGCAGCUAAUUUCUACCGAACGGCUGCUACGAAAAAUCAUCCUGGUGCUAUGCUUCGGCUUGCUCGAGCAUGUCUCGCAGGUGAUCUGGGAUUAGGAAAACGAGAGCGAGAAGGUUUGAAAUGGUUGAAGCGGGCUGCCGAUACGGCUGAUAUGCAGUACAACGCUGCUCCUUACGAACUAGGGUUGUUACAUGAACAAGGAUAUGGUCAAGAUAUCUUCAAGGAUGAGUCGUAUGCUGCUCAAUUAUACACCCGAUCAGCCGAUCUUGGUAAUAGGGACGCCAACUUUCGCAUGGGAGAGGCAUACGAGCACGGACAGUUGGGCUGUCCUCACGAUCCGGCGCUGAGUAUACAUUUCUACACCGCGGCUGCUCAGCUUGAUCACCCGCAGGCUCAGAUGGCGCUAUGUGCGUGGUACUUGCUCGGCGCGGAACCUAUCCUCGAGCGGGACGAGGCAGAAGCGUACGAGUGGGCUCGCCGAGCCGCAGAACAAGGACUCGCCAAAGCUCAAUAUACUGUAGGGUUCUUUACGGAGAGUGGCAUAGGGUGUCGACGCGACCCGCUCGAAGCCAAUGUCUGGUAUGUGAAGGCGGCAGAUCAGGGAGAGGAGAGAGCCAAGCACAGACUGGCGGCAAUUCAGGCCGCUUCAGAGGGAGCCAACCCCAUGUCGGCGGCCAAAUCGAAAAAGAAGACCGAAAGACGGCCUUCAAAUGAGAAGAAUUUCGAACAUGUCACGAUCUUCAAGUUCAUGCGCUUCGGCUACAUCCAACGGGAUAUACACCUAGGCCCUGAGCCUACAUAA